This is a messenger RNA of Malassezia restricta, 693 nucleotides long. Its product is annotated as splicing factor 3B subunit 4. Lineage: Eukaryota; Fungi; Basidiomycota; Malasseziomycetes; Malasseziales; Malasseziaceae. The transcript has a single exon. Gene Ontology annotation, cellular component: U12-type spliceosomal complex; nucleolus. Gene Ontology annotation, molecular function: RNA binding. The record is from RefSeq and is a predicted model, not a curated record. Gene Ontology annotation, biological process: positive regulation of mRNA splicing, via spliceosome. Bases 1 to 693 code for a protein of 230 amino acids.
AUGUCAAGAGACUUGGAGCGAAAUCAAGAGGCAACGUGCUACAUCGGAAACUUGGAUGAGCGUGUAACAGAUGAGAUUGUAUGGGAGCUGAUGCUACAGGCAGGUCCUAUCGCGCACGUUUAUUUGCCAAAGGAUCGUAUAUCGCAAAUGCACCAGGGCUACGCAUUUGCUGAGUAUCAGACCAAAGGAGAUGCUGAAUAUUCUUGUCGUAUCCUGAACGGAAUAAAAUUGUAUGGAAAACCUAUUCGUGUCAAUUUGUCAUCGAAUGAAAAGCAAGAAGUGGAUAUCGGCGCGAACUUAUUUGUCGGAAAUUUGGAUUCAGGUGUAGAUGAACGUCUCCUGUAUGACACCUUUGCCACGUUUGGAGGUGUUGUUGGAGCGCCUAGGAUCGCGCGUGAUCCAACCACUAACGUGUCGAAAAACUAUGGAUUCGUAUCUUUCGAUUCUUUCGAGGCAGCAGACGCUGCAAUCGAAUCGCUGAACAACCAAUUUUUACUCAACCGACCUAUAACAGUGAUGUAUGCGCUUCGAAAGGAUGGAAAAAAUGGUGAGCGCCACGGGUCUGAGGCUGAACGUCUUGUUGCAGCCCAGGCGCGUAAACACCAUGUCCUUCCAACGGCUCAGGAUGCAUAUGGAAUGCCUUCAGCAUCAUGGCCCGCUACCUCAGGUAAUGUUCUGCCAGGGGCUGGCUGA